Messenger RNA from Gavia stellata (red-throated loon), 3814 nucleotides. It is a transcript of the gene PDHX, whose product is annotated as pyruvate dehydrogenase complex component X. The record is from RefSeq and is a predicted model, not a curated record. Gene Ontology annotation, cellular component: pyruvate dehydrogenase complex; mitochondrion. Gene Ontology annotation, molecular function: dihydrolipoyllysine-residue acetyltransferase activity. Gene Ontology annotation, biological process: pyruvate decarboxylation to acetyl-CoA. The transcript has 11 exons. The coding region runs from base 112 to 1458 and encodes 448 amino acids. NCBI's taxonomy places the organism in Eukaryota, Metazoa, Chordata, Aves, Gaviiformes, Gaviidae.
CUGGGGGGGCGGCCCGCUCUGGGGGCUGGCGUGUCUUUCCCCGCCCGAGGAGGCUGGAGGCACCUGCACGGGACCCGAGAGCUGCUGGGUACGCCUGGUAUUAAAGUUCUCAUGCCUGCACUUUCUCCUACAAUGGAAGAAGGAAACAUUGUGAAAUGGUUAAAAAAGGAAGGUGAAACAGUGAAUGCUGGAGAUGCAUUGUGUGAAAUUGAAACAGACAAAGCAGUGAUUACCAUGGAAUCAAGUGACGAUGGCAUAUUGGCUAAAAUAAUGGUGGAAGAAGGAAGCAAAAAUGUACGCUUGGGCUCACUAAUCUGUCUGCUGGUAGAGGAAGGACAGGACUGGAAGCAAGUUGAAAUACCAGCUGAUGGUAGUGAUCCAUCUUCUCUGGCUCCUCCAGCACCUGUGCUCACCUCAACUCCUGCAGGUCCUUCAGUUUCAGCCCCUCCUAAACUGGAACAUCAACCUGGAAAACUGCAGGUUCGCUUAAGUCCUGCAGCUCGCAACAUUCUGGAGACGCAUGGGCUAGAUCUAAGCAAUAUUACGCCUUCUGGGCCUCGAGGAAUCUUCACUAAAGAGGAUGCUCUCAAACUUCUGCAAGAGAAGCAGAAGGGCAGACCCAGUGAGUUGAAACCUGUGGUUUCUCCAGCUCCUCCCCAGCCUACUGCAGUGCCUUCUGCUUCACAAGCAACAGCUGUGACUUCUGCUUAUCCAAGGCCAGCAGUUCCACCAGUUUCCACACCAGGACAACCUGCUGCACUGGGCACAUUCACAGAAAUCCCAGCUAGCAACAUCCGAAGAGUUAUUGCUAAGAGAUUAACAGAGUCUAAAACUACUAUACCUCAUGCAUAUGCUGCUGCUGACUGUGACAUUGAUGCUAUUUUGAAAUUAAGAAAAGAAUUGGCCAAAGAUGACAUUAAAGUAUCUGUAAAUGAUUUUAUUAUCAAGGCAACUGCAGUUACUCUGAAGCAAAUGCCAGAUGUGAACGUAACCUGGGAUGGAGAAGUCUGCAGGCAGCUGCAGUCCAUUGACAUUUCUAUUGCUGUGGCAACAGACCGAGGUCUCAUUACACCAAUCAUAAAAGAUGUUGCUGCCAAGGGAAUAAAGGAAAUUGCUGCCUCUGCAAAGGCUCUAGCAAAGAAAGCAAGAGAUGGAAAACUGUUACCGGAAGAGUAUCAGGGAGGAUCUUUUAGUAUCUCCAACCUGGGCAUGUUUGGCAUCAAUGAUUUCACUGCAGUCAUAAACCCUCCACAAGCCUGCAUCCUAGCUGUGGGCCGAGCAAGACCAGAGCUCAAGAUUGUGGAAGAUGAAGAAGGGAAUGAGAAACUUAAGCAGCAUCAACUCAUGACAGUGACUCUUUCAAGUGAUGGUCGGGUGGUAGAUGAUGAACUGGCUUCAAAGUUUCUGGAGACCUUGAAAGCCAACAUAGAGAAUCCAAUGCGACUCGCCCUUUCUUAAACUUGGUGAAGAUUGCUUCUUGUUUUGACAACAUAGAUAACUGUUAUGUACUUGUUUUUGUUCUUCUAUAUAGAGGAGUAAAUAGUUACUGUGAGAUGGACAGUUAAAAUAUUUAACUUAUUGAAUUAUCAUGAAAAACUAUUAAUUUUUGUGCUUUUAGUCUUUUGCGAUGACCAGGUUUUAUACUGUAAAGCUAAAAGACUUUAAAGUUAACAUACUACAUUUCUUUAAACACUUAGUACUAAUGGCAUAUAGCGUUUGUGUAGAAAAGUCAAUUUCUUCUGUAAAGGAAAAUUCAAGAAAACUUUAUUAAAGUUCAAAGGGAAUCAUAAAAUAGUUUGGGUUGGAAGGGACAUUUCAAGGUCAUCUAGUCCAUUCUCCAUUGCAGUGAGCAGGGACAUCUUCAACUAGAUCAAGUUGCUCAGAGCCCCGUCCAGCCUGACCUUGAAUGUUUCCCGGGAUGGGGCAUCUACCACCUUUCUGGGCAACCUGUGCCAGUGACUCACCACCUUCAUAAUAAGAAAUUUUCUUCCUUAUAUCUAGGCUAAAUCUACCCUCUUUCAGUUUAAAACCAUUGCCCCUUGUCCUAUCGCAACAGGCCCUGCUAAAAUGUUUGUCCCCAUCUUUCUUAUAAGCCCCCUUUAAGUACUGAAAGGCCCCAGUAAGGUCUCCCUGGAGCCUUCUCUUUUCCAGGCUGAACAACCCCAACUCUCUCAGCCUGUCCUCAUAGGAGAGGUGUUCCAGCCCUCUGAUCAUUGUUGUGGCCUUCUCUGGACCUGCUCUAACAGGUCCAUGUCUUUCCUGUGCUGAGGACUCCAGAGCUGGAUGCAGUACUCCGGGGGGGGGGUCUUGUGCUGAGAUGGAAUGCUUUAUUUAAGAGCUUAAUAUCUAGCUUUUCGAGUGAGGAAAGGAAGAAUCGUAAUUGACCAAAGUGCUUCUGUGAGUCCUGGUCAAUACUGAGAUAAUUGAGUACCUAAAUUAUGUUGCUGCAGUAGAAAGUUUUUCAGUUUUCAGAAGACUUUUCUGGCAUGUUGUGACAUCCAAAUUAGAUUGAAACAAGGUUUCUAAGAUUUUUGACAGAUAUUUCAAUGGCUUCCUACAUAAGAGCAAAGACCUUACAAACCAAAAUUUUUGCUUUAAUUUCAUUUACAUCACAGAUUUAACUGUUACUUUCUCCUUUACUAUAAGCUACAUUGAAGAAAACAAGAUGACUGUGGAGAUGAACAGGGAAAAGAAAUGACAGGAAAUUCUGAGACUAAAUUAAUCAUAGAUAAAAAAGUAAUUUCUCAAAAUAUUAAGUAAUCUGUUAAAAUCCACAGCUUCAUUCGUAUAAUUAGACCUCAUUAAAACACAUUUAAAUUUUAGGUGCAUCUGUUUUUUUCUGGUAUUUUAAGAUAACUGUGUGAUUUAAUGCCUUGCAGAGGGGUAGAGAGGAGAAUAAACUUGUCUGAAUAAAUGCAUUCUCCGUAAAGGAUGGAACGUCAGUGUCAUUGAUUUCCAGUUUUUGAUGGAACCAACGUUCAGUGAAAACAACAUUUUGUGGGGAAAAAAAAAUUAAUUAAUGAUAGGUUUUCUUUGACUUAAUUUGGAGACUAUUACAUUUUUUGAAUUUAGAAGUCGCCCCAACUCAGAUAUUUUCUUCAGUACCACAAAAUAUAAAAAAAAUACUUUUUUCAGGUGCUCUGUGAUAUGUUGUGGUUAACUUAAAACCCAAGUUAACUGUGCCAGCAGUAUUGUGAUGAAGAACUGGCCUCUUAAUCUCGUAGAGGUUCCAGUAUGAAAGGUCAUAUUUUGCACACUGAAUAUUUGCUGAUUAAUGCUGUUCUUUGCAUGGGUAGAGUAAAGAUGAAAGUAGAAAGUGUUUCAUCAUAUGUGUAUAUUGAAUCAUAACUCAGAGGCUUAUAUGCAGUGGCCUGAAGUUUAAAUUAACAGUAGUAGAUUGCUUUUUUUCUUAUAUAUAAAUAUGGAACCAUGUAUCGUAUGUCUCUGUAAGGAAAUAACUGCAUUUACCGGACUUGGUGAGAAUAUAAAUUGUCAGUAGAAUUCUGGGAGUUUGUCUUAUUCUAGUUUGUGCAAGUAUUUUUUUUAAAGAUUUGGAGGACUUGUUUGCUGAGCUGCUGCCAUAAUUAAAAAAGCUAAUUGCAAGACAAAACCUUUAGCUAAUACUGAGUUGAGAGUUUUUGCUAAACGAGUUUGCUUCUUUGUCUUGUUCUGAUAUCAUAAAUUUCGUAAACUAUUUCUAACAGUAGGGAGAGAUUUUGAUUACCAAAUCUAAUUUACUGUGCAAUAAUGGACAUAUCCAUUCUUUAUUUCUAGGAGUAUCACACUGAUAAAAUUAUACUCAAGAUUGGAUGCU